AUGGGAAAACGACAAUAUAACGAGCGUACAAAUUGUAAACGACGAUUCCAAAGCGCACCGAUUUCGGAGCUUUGGAACCAAAAUUUACAUAAUUUCCCAAACCUCCAUUUACGUUUAUUGUUUAAUAGCAAUACGUAUCCGGCUUUAAAGGAUUGCCAUGCACAAAUUCGGGAUUUGUGCAUUAACUAUUUAAAGCUCCUUUGUACUUAUAUAAAAAGAACCGCGCGGUUCAAUUUUGCGCUAAAUGCGCUUUUAAAUAACGGUUUAACGUUUGUAACGCGCAAAUUGUUCGGCCAAUAUGCUUUAAUAAGCUUUUUAAAAAGUUUCGGUAUCGUUUUAAGCAAUUGGGUUAACGGCAUAAUUUUAAUAUGUUUAACAACCAAAAUAACGGUUAUAAAAUACCGCACGCUCCGUAUAAUUAUUUUUAAAAAAAAGCAAAUAAAUAAAGUUUUAAUUAUUGCUUUAUUAAAAAUUAAUAACUUCCCGCAACGAAAGCGCGUUGCAAAUAUUUAUAUAAAGCGAAAAAAAAGUAAUGUUCGUUUCGGGGGCAAAUUUAUUGGAAUUAAAAGCGUUGCGGCGGCGUUUAUUGCGCGUUUUACGCUUUUUUUCGGCGGAGGUUUUUUUGCCGCGGCAGUUAAAGCCCGCCGGGGGGUUACCGGCAAAACGUUUGCGGGAAUUUUAAAAAGCUGCAAGCGCAAAAAAGCCCGAUAA
Gaeumannomyces tritici R3-111a-1 is the source of this 711-nucleotide messenger RNA. RefSeq lists its product as hypothetical. The transcript has 7 exons. The coding region runs from base 1 to 711 and encodes 236 amino acids. The record is from RefSeq and is a predicted model, not a curated record. Lineage: Eukaryota; Fungi; Ascomycota; Sordariomycetes; Magnaporthales; Magnaporthaceae.